Messenger RNA from Macadamia integrifolia, 1053 nucleotides. Its product is annotated as peptidyl-prolyl cis-trans isomerase CYP20-1-like. Gene Ontology annotation, cellular component: intracellular membrane-bounded organelle. Gene Ontology annotation, molecular function: peptidyl-prolyl cis-trans isomerase activity. Lineage: Eukaryota; Viridiplantae; Streptophyta; Magnoliopsida; Proteales; Proteaceae. Gene Ontology annotation, biological process: protein peptidyl-prolyl isomerization; protein folding. The record is from RefSeq and is a predicted model, not a curated record. The coding region runs from base 128 to 820 and encodes 230 amino acids. The transcript has 8 exons.
ACAUACCGGAGAUCCUACCUUAACGGAUAUACCUUAACGUGCGUGUAGGGAAACCAAGAAAAAAAUUGCUGGAAAACGUCUAUCUUCUUAAGCGUGGAAGGAGAGUGAAGUCCACGAGAGAACGAAGAUGGCAUCCAUCACUCGGUCGAUCUCCAUCUUGCUUCUAUGGGCUCUGGUCUUCUUCGGAACCCUAGCUGUAAUUCAGAGGCGAUUAGGCGAUGCUGGAGUUCCAUCCGAUCGGAAUGAGAUCGAUAGCGAGCUCGAUGAGGCUAAGAAGGCAAAGGAUGAAAGCUUGAAGGAAAUAACUCACAAAGUAUACUUUGAUGUUGAGAUCGAUGGAAAAUCUGCUGGUCGUAUUGUCAUGGGCCUCUUUGGAAAAACAGUUCCUAAAACCGCAGAGAAUUUCCGGGCGCUUUGCACAGGGGAACAUGGUGUUGGGAAGAGUGGGAAACCUCUUCACUACAAAGGGAGCACAUUCCACAGGAUUAUUCCCAACUUUAUGCUUCAGGGAGGUGAUUUUACACUUGGAGACGGAAGAGGUGGAGAGUCAAUCUAUGGAGAAAAGUUUGCUGAUGAGAACUUCAAACUGACGCACACUGGACCAGGGCUUCUUUCAAUGGCAAAUGCUGGUCAAGAUACCAAUGGUUCACAGUUCUUCAUCACUACGGUCACAACUAGCUGGUUGGAUGGCAGACAUGUUGUGUUUGGUAAGGUGCUUUCCGGUAUGGAUGUUGUGUACAAAAUUGAAGCUGAGGGGAGACAGAGUGGCACACCCAAAAGCAAAGUUGUUAUUGUAGACAGUGGCGAGCUUCCGUUGUGAUUGCCACAAAAUUUUCUUCUUGUUACACUCAUCUUGAAUAUCUGAGUAAUGGUUUUGUUUUUAGUAGCAGGAUUUAUUACUGCAAAUUUUGUGUGAUGUAUUAUGACAGCAUUAUUAGUUUUAGAGACCAAAACUUGGCGUAUAUUUAUUUUAUUUUGGGGAAAGGUUUCAUAUGUACUUGUGUAUUGAAUACAGUCAACACUAAAAUAUCACCCUCUUCAGGGUCUUAGCCA